GGGGGGGGGGGGGGGGGGGGGGGGAUCCCCCAUGGCCAGCAGACCAGGUCUCUUCACGAGAGCCGACUCGCUCUGCUCCUCCUUCCAGAUCCAAUCCAUGGCGAUGUGUGCUACAACAAGCCUGCCAGCCAUGAGAAAGACGAUUCAUAAACUGUAUUGCCGCGUCGAUUCCUAAGAGGUCAAGUUGAUGCAUCCAGCAUAUACUAGUCAAGGCUAACUGGUAUACGCAGUCUUUGCUACUUUUCUUUCAUAUAAGAUGGACCUUCGAGAAAGUAUGGUAGCAGAUAUGAUCCAAAGGGAUGAUAGAUCAAAGUGGUUAUCACAUAGCAAUCAUAACAUAAAAUCCUUCACAGAGGAUGAGAUAAGAAGAAUUACCAGCAACUAUGAAACUAUCAUUGGAAAAGGCGGCUUCGGAGAAGUUUGCAAAGGUGUUCUCCAAGAUGGAAGAACAGUUGCAGUCAAGAGAUUUAUCCGUAAUGAAGAGGAAAAUUUUGCCAAAGAGCUGAAAGUCCACUGUGAAAUCAACCACAAGAAUGUAGUUAGGCUCAUAGGCUACUGUGCCGAGGAAAAUGCCUUAAUGAUUGUCAGUGAGUACAUAUCCAAAGGGAAUCUCAGCGAUGUUCUUCAUCAUGAAUGCAUUCCCAUCACGUUGGAUACACGACUGCGGAUCGCGGUGGAGUGUUCAGAGGCACUGUGUUACAUGCAUUCACAAAUGUAUACUCAGGUCAUUCAUGGUGAUAUCAAGCCUGCCAAUAUACUAUUAGAUGACAACUUCAAUGCAAAAGUAUCCGACUUUGGAAUAUCAAGACUUGUGAACACAGACUCGACCCUUUUCACUGAUCGUGUAAUAGGGAGCAUAGGUUACAUGGACCCUUUGUUUGCCCGCAGCGGGCGUCUCACCUCGAAGAGUGAUGUUUACAGUUUCGGAAUUGUUCUGGUUGAAUUGAUCACAAAGAAAAAGGCAACAACAAGAAAUGGGGGGACCAGCAUAGUUGAAUGUUUCACCCAAGCUCUUGCGACAGGGAAGAGAAGGGUGAGAGAUCUGUUCGAUGUUGAAAUCUCAAGCCAGAACAACAUGAAGGUUCUUGAAGGGGUUGCAGAGCUGGCAGGACAAUGUUUGAGGAUGGAGAUGGAUAGACGCCCUGAGAUGACAGACGUGGCAGAAUGUCUUCGGGCACUUAAGAAAACUCAAGUUCAAGGAAAACAAACACCAACUAUUUUUCCUUGGGGGUGGAGGAACAAGCCAGCUGCUCUAAACAACCAGCAAUCUUCUAGCUCAGUCACGCAACAAUCUUUGCUACCCAACUUGUACCGCCAUUUCUCACUUAGGGAGUUGAAAUCUGCGACAAGAAACUUUGAUAACUCACACCUUCUUGGUCAGGGUAUACAUCGUAGAGUUUACUAUGGAGUGAUUUAUGGGGGUCCAACCAAGGUGGCUGUCAAACGUGGCAGUGUUGACUAUGAUGGAAGUGACUUCCAGACAGAGAUAGCGAUGAUGGCAAAGCUCCGUCACGAUCAUCUCGUACCAUUGGUCGGUUACUGCAAAGAGGAAAACGAGAUGAUACUGGUCUACGAUUACAUGGCUCGUGGCACCCUGCGUGAGAACCUUUACGCUAACAACACCGAGGAGCCACCUCUUAGUUGGAGGCAGCGUUUAGAGAUUUGCAUAGGUGCUGCUCAUGCCCUGCAUUACCUUCACGAGUGUUCCUUCAUCCCCAAUUAUGUGUCGACGACAAACAUUCUCCUGGAUGAGAGAUUGGUUGCGAAGGUUCCAUGUAAAGUCUCGGUGCCGCAUAAUCUCACGCAUACAAUAUAUAAGGAUUACGUCGAUCCUCAGUUUUACCGCUCUUGCAAACUCACAGAGAAAUCCCAUGUAUAUUCCUUUGGUGUUGUGCUAUUUGAGGUUUUGUGUGCACGGGCUGCUUAUGAUCUCAAUCUUCCAAGAAGACAAGCUCACUUGGUAAAAUGUGCCCUUAGUUGCCAAAAGAAGGGCAUCCUUGAUCUGAUUGUUGAUCCCUAUCUUGAAGGAAAGAUUGCUCCGCGGUGCUUCAACAAGUUUGUGGAGAUUGCUGAGAAAUGUGUUAGUGAACAUGGUACAGACCGCCCUACAAUGCAAGAAGUGCUUGAGAGCCUGGAAUUGUGCCUUGCAGAACAAAGUGGAAGCCUUGGUGAUGAGAUGCCAGGCGAUGAUGACAUUAAUGGUCUUUCGAGGAGAGAACGUCGGCUGAACCUAGAGAUGUACCUUGCAGAAGACGAUGAUGAUUGCAGCUAUUGUAGCGAGAUAUCGAAAUCUGAAGAUGAUGGCAUGGAUGGAGAUGAGCAAUUUGCAGAUUGUAUGGAUUCCGAAUUGCCAGUGGCUUGAUGAGCAGGCAAGAAGUGUUUUCACGACCAAUCUUCCUACCGUCAAUGCUCUCUCCUCUCCACUGACGGAUCAUGCCAGAGAAUCCUUCCAUGCAUGUACACUGCAUAAUAUGUCCCUUUCUUUUUUUUUUUGAGGAAUGAUGAAUGACCAAGAGCUGUUCCAGCAUGAACCCUCUGGGUGUUUCACAAUUACUACAUUUGUUGAGACGGUCAAAUUUGUGGAUUUUUUUUUUUCGAUGGAACUACGAGCGAAAUUCGGCCUUAUACCCUAUCCAAUAAAAGAGAACCA
Molecule: messenger RNA, 2650 nt
Organism: Triticum urartu
Lineage: Eukaryota; Viridiplantae; Streptophyta; Magnoliopsida; Poales; Poaceae
Biological process (GO): cell surface receptor signaling pathway; protein phosphorylation
Cellular component (GO): plasma membrane
Molecular function (GO): protein serine/threonine kinase activity; ATP binding
Source: RefSeq, a predicted model, not a curated record